Manacus vitellinus (golden-collared manakin) is the source of this 874-nucleotide messenger RNA. It is a transcript of the gene ZNF70, whose product is annotated as zinc finger protein 70. The record is from RefSeq and is a predicted model, not a curated record. The transcript has a single exon. The annotation marks the transcript as partial. Lineage: Eukaryota; Metazoa; Chordata; Aves; Passeriformes; Pipridae.
GGGAAACUGUUCAAAUGCUUGGAAUGUGGGAAGAGCUUCAGACAGAGCUCCAGCCUCCUCACCCACCAGCACAUCCACUCUGGGGAACGGCCCUACACGUGUGGGGAAUGUGGGAAGAGCUUCAGUGACAGGUCCACUCUCCACACCCACCAGCGCAUCCACACUGGUGAACGGCCCUACACGUGUGGGGAUUGUGGGAAGAGCUUCGGAAACAGCUCCCACCUCCGCACUCACCAGCGCAUCCACACUGAGGAACGGCCCUACAGGUGUGGGGAAUGUGGGAAGAGUUUCAGGCACAGCUCCACCCUUCGCACCCACCAGCGGAUCCACACUGGGGAACUGCCCUACACAUGUGGGGAAUGUGGGAAGAGCUUCAACCAGAGCUCUGGCCUCCGCAAACACCAGCGCAUCCACAGUAGGGAGAGGCCCUACAAGUGUGGGGAAUGUGGGAAGAGCUUCAGCCAGAGCUCCACCCUGUACACCCACCAGCGCAUCCACAGUGGGGAACGGCCCUACAAGUGCUCAGAAUGUGGGAAGAGGUUUAAAAUCAGCUCACAUCUCCUCCUGCAUGAGCGGACACACACUGAUGAGAGGCCUUUCCGCUGCACCGACUGCGGGAAGGGCUUCAGGACGAACUCCGCUCUUGUCACCCACCGGCACAUCCACACUGGAGAACGGCCCUACAAGUGUGGGGAGUGUGGGAAGAGCUUCACCCACAGCUCCAACCUCCGCAUCCACCAGCUCAUCCACACCAAGGAACGGCCCUACAAGUGUGGGGAGUGUGGGAAGAGGUUUCAGACCAGCUCAGAUCUCCUCGUGCAUGAACGGACGCACACGGAUGAGAGGCCCUUCCGCUGCACCGACUGCGGGAAGG